AUGGGCUGUCAUAUCGCUCUGCUGCUCUUUGCUGGCUCUAUUGCCUUCGCAACAGGCGGCGAAGAGCGUCUCGUGUUCCUCCCAGAAGCUGCCGGACAGCUGAGCCGCGUCGGACUUUCACCCUCCCUUCGCUCCGUCGACGUUGAGCUCAUGGUUGCUCAGCAAGAGGCUCGUCGUCUGAACGAUGAAGGAGUAAUGAUGAUGAGCUCUCUACAGUAUGACCGAGCAGAACAUUUGCUGAGGCGAGCGAUUGAUAUCCAUCCUUCGUACCCUCCUGCACUCUGCAACUUCGGAAGGCUCCUGGCGCGAAUGGGGAGAGACAUGCAGGCAGCAAGUGAGAUGAUGAGGAAAGCCCAUCUCUUGCUUCCUUCCAACGCAGAGAUCAGCUCGGCCUAUGCUCGUUUGCUGGACGAGGAGCUUUCUGACUUUCGAGCUGCUUCCAAGGUGUACGAGGAAGCGUUGUCAAUGCAACCCAGUCACCAUCACCUCCUCCAUAACUUCGCUGAGAUGCUGCGAGGACGUCAGAUAGACGACUCUCGAGCACAGGAGCUCUACAAGCAGGUGCUCAAGGCUCGCCCUGACUUCUCCGCCUCCUCCAUCGGCCUCUCCCUCCUCCUCCUCCGAAGCGGGAAACUCAAUGAGGCGCUUCAGGUGCUGCAGGAAGCUCUCGUCCUAGACCCCAAAAGCGUCUCGUUGCUCAACCAGCAAGGCCUCGUCCUCUUCGAGGCCCAUCAGAUGAACGAGGCUGACCGAACGUUUCGAAGCGUGAGGAGCUGA
Molecule: messenger RNA, 777 nt
Organism: Guillardia theta CCMP2712
Lineage: Eukaryota; Cryptophyceae; Pyrenomonadales; Geminigeraceae
Exons: 2
Coding region: 1-777 (258 amino acids)
Molecular function (GO): protein binding
Source: RefSeq, a predicted model, not a curated record